Messenger RNA from Staurois parvus, 326 nucleotides. The record is from the annotation of a GenBank genome assembly. NCBI's taxonomy places the organism in Eukaryota, Metazoa, Chordata, Amphibia, Anura, Ranidae.
AUGCAGACUGCUUCUACAAACAUUUGUAAAAGCCUGUGCAAUAAGUCCAUCCAUGACAUUUCCUGGCUACUAAAUAUUCCACGCUCAACUGUUAGUGGGAUUAUAACAAAGUGGCAGCAACUGGGAACAACAGCAACUCAGUCACCAAGCGGUAGGCCACGUAAGAUGACAGAGCGGGGUCAGUGCAUGCUGAAGUACACAGUGCGCAGAAGUCUGCAGAGUCAAUAGCUAAAGACCUCCAAACUUCAUGUGGCCUUCAUAUGAGCACAACAGUGUGUAGAGAGCUUCAUGGAAUGGGUUUCCAUGGCCGAGCAGCUGCAUCCAAG